Pseudoliparis swirei is the source of this 1288-nucleotide messenger RNA. Its product is annotated as microphthalmia-associated transcription factor-like. Gene Ontology annotation, cellular component: nucleus. Bases 485 to 1288 code for a protein of 267 amino acids. The record is from RefSeq and is a predicted model, not a curated record. Gene Ontology annotation, biological process: regulation of transcription by RNA polymerase II. Lineage: Eukaryota; Metazoa; Chordata; Actinopteri; Perciformes; Liparidae. The transcript has 7 exons. Gene Ontology annotation, molecular function: DNA-binding transcription factor activity, RNA polymerase II-specific; RNA polymerase II cis-regulatory region sequence-specific DNA binding.
GUGUUCAUCCGGAAAUUAAUGAAUAACUCCUUAUUCACUUAUUAUCUCAUUAGCGUAUCAUAUUUCAGCACUUAAACUAUUUCUGCAAAUUAAAAUAAAUACAAACAAAUAAUAAUUUAGUUCCUUCACAAUAAAUAGUAAUACAUAUUAGACAACAAAAUACAAUGAACCAGAUUUAUCAUAGAGUACAAACAAUAUCUGAGAUAAUAAAAACAAGUUGUAUCAUAUUAAAUAUGACAUAAUAAACAUGUAUUUGCUUUACUGUGAAACAUGAGUUCUAUCAUCAGUGUUUAUACUAGAUGGAUCAAAGUGCGUAACGCAGCAGCGUGUCCGGUCUGUGUGUCGUGUCUCUACGCGGCUCCCUGUCCGGUCAGCGCCAGAGGACUCGAACCUGUGACCGGACCGGUAAUGGGAAGCAUGCCGCGGUGACUCUCUGAUCCUCCGGUGGCUGCUGGGUAAUAAAGUGUCCGCGAAAACGUCUCUAAUGUCGGCUGUCGGCUCGGACCAGAACCGGAACCGGACCGCAGAGCUGCAGGAGGCCGGGCUCCUCCAGCCGCAGACCGUGUUCGUCAUCCUGGACUCGGCAGAAACUCUCAACCUGGUCCGGGUGGAGUCUGGUAUCGUCGCUGACAUCGAGGUCGACAGUUUGGUUCCGUCUGACUGUGACACGUUCUACGAGAUCAAGAGCCAGCCAAUCAGCUUCAGUUCGUCGACAGCAGCUUCCUCUUCAUCAUGUUCUUCCUCCCUGACAUCCAGGGUUCUGAUGCGGCAGGAUCUGAUGCGACAGCAGGCCCUGGAGGAGGAGCAGAAGGAGGCGCAGCAGCUCCUCCUGCGCUCAGCAGACUCCUCCUCCCCCAUCUUCCUGUCUUCCUCCUGCAGACCUCCUGCUCAGGUCCCUGUGGAGGUGCUGAAGGUGCAGACUCACCUGGAGAACCCCACCAGGUAUCACAUCCAGCAGGCUCAGCGGCAGCAGGUGCGUCAGUACCUCUCUGACGCACAGACAGCCAAUCAACACGCAGGACCGUCACCAAGCCACUCCCCCCACCUGGGCCCCGCCCCCAAACUACAGCCGCCAGACGCCUUCAGGAAAACAGAGAUGGAAGACACCGUCAUCGAUGACGUCAUCAGCCUGGAGUCGAGCCUGAAUGACGAGUUUCUGACACUGAUUGAGUCUGGAUUACAGCUCGCCAACACGGUAAGAACAGGGUCUGUGGGUCUGAUGGGUCUGUUGGGGGGUGUUCGGGCCCUGCUGGUUCUGUUGGGUCUCCUGGUGGACUACAUGUCCUGA